Molecule: messenger RNA, 6090 nt
Organism: Theobroma cacao (cacao)
Lineage: Eukaryota; Viridiplantae; Streptophyta; Magnoliopsida; Malvales; Malvaceae
Gene: LNO1
Product: Nuclear pore complex protein
Biological process (GO): RNA export from nucleus
Molecular function (GO): structural constituent of nuclear pore
Source: RefSeq, a predicted model, not a curated record
UGCGAGCCGGAGGCAGGGUGAGUUUCUACAGACACAGACGGAGUGACGGAGCAACACUGAAGUAAGCAAUAUACAAGGGCAACGGGUUAGGGUUGAGUUGAGUGUUCCCGCCUAAACCCUAAAUUAAAGUUGCUGAAGUGGGCAACUGAAAUCGGAUGUUAAUUGAUUGAUGUUGAGAAGUUGAAAACUGAAAAUGGCGAGCAGAGUUGAAAUUGAGGAAGAGAAGGAAGGAGAGCAUGUUGAUACCACGGAUUUCUUCUUCGAGAAAAUCGGCGAACCCGUGCCUAUCAAAUCUGAGGAGGAUUCCCUAUUCGAUCUCCGAAGCCCUCCACCUCAGGCCCUCGCCCUCUCCCAGCGUUUCCAGCUGCUAUUUCUCGCUCAUUCAUCUGGGUUCUUGGUAGCGAGGACCAAGGAUGUGAUUAAUUUGGCCAAAGAUAUUAAGGAAACUGGUUCUCCUUCUAGUAUUGAGGAUUUGAGUUUGGUGGAUGUUCCCAUUGGCAAGCUUCGCAUUCUGGCUCUUUCCCCCACCGACGAUUCCACACUUGCGGUUUCUGUUGCCGCUGAUAUUCAUUUCUUCAAUGUCAACACCCUUCUCAAUAAGGAGAUAAAGCCAUGUUUUUCCAUUUCGCUUCCUCAGUCAAGCUUUGUCAAGGAUUUUCGAUGGAGGAAGAAGAAGGAUAACUCCUUCCUUGUUCUUUCAGAUGAUAGCAAGUUAUAUCAUGGAACUCUUACUCACCCUCUUAAACAUGUGAUGGAUAACGUCGAUGCUGUUGAGUGGAGUGUAAAAGGUGCUUUUGUUGCUGUGGCAAAAGAUGAUAGUCUUAGUAUUCUGUCAGCUAAAUUCAAUGAGAAGUUGUGCAUGGUACUGCCAUUCAAAUCUUGGAUUGGCGAUUGCAAUGGUGAUUGCACUGUAAAAGUGGAUACUAUCAGGUGGGUUCGUCCUGAUUGCAUUGUUCUAGGUUGCUUUCAGUUUACUGCAGAUGGUGAAGAGGAAAAUUACCUUGUUCAAGUAGUCAAAAGCAAGACUGGCAAAAUCACUGAUGCUACUUCUGACUUGGUUGUGCUCUCCUUCAGUGAUUUGUUUGCUGGUCUGAUUGAUGACAUUGUGCCUUUCAGAACUGGACCUUAUUUAUUCUUGAGCUAUUUGGAACAAUGUGAGCUUGCAAUUGCUGCUAACAUAAAGAACACAGAUCAGCAUAUUGUGUUACUCAGUUGGUCACUUGGUGAGACUGGUGAAGCUUCAGUUAUUGAUAUUGAGCGUGAUAAUUGGCUCCCAAGGAUUGAGCUUCAAGAGAAUGGUGAUGACAAUUUGAUCAUGGGGCUUUGCAUUGAUAAAGUUUCUCUCUUUGGGAAUGUGAAAGUCCAACUUGGAGUUGAAGAAGUCAAGGAACUUUCACCAUAUUGUGUUCUUAUAUGCCUUACUUUAGAGGGCAAGCUUAUUAUGUUCCACAUUGCAAGUGUCACUAAAAAUGCUGUUCCAUUUGAUGUUGCUGCCCAUUCUGAUAAAGAAGAGGAUACCCCUGCUGUGGUACCUGAAGAAUUUGAUCUACCUAAACUUACUUAUGGGCAGGGUGAGCAAAAGUCAGAACAGGUAACUUCGGUUCUUCCAUUACUGGAUCAAAGCAAAAAGGAGCUGCUUACUAAUGGUAGUGAAAUUCCUAUUAAAAGUGAUGUAAACCUUUCUGAAAGGAAUGUGAACUCUGUUAUGCAUGCAACCAAUGAAGCAUUCGAUAAGGAUAAUAUUCAGAGAUCAGUGUCUUUACAAAUCUCCCAGUCUUUUGAAGCUGUUGGCCAGCAAAAACCUCCAACCACAAAGCCGCUCCAAGAAGCAGGCAGUCAACAUAAAUUGCUUUCUGGACAGCAAGGUACAAAUUCAGGGCAAUCAUUUUUGAAGACUUCUCAACUAGAGGGACCUGGUAACAAGUUGAGGGAUGGUAGUCAAACAGAAACUCAAAAGAUUGCAGGAGUUGGAUCUAUUGCUUCUUUUGGAGGAAAAUUUUCAAAUGAUACCUUAACACAACCAAACCAUGAGAAUGUACCAAAAAAUUUUGAGCUGGUUAAGGAAUCAGUAGGCAAAACUGGAUCAAUUGGAUCGCAGAGUGCAUCAUUUCAGCCAUGGCCAAUUCCAUCAUCUCAGUCACUGAUGAGUGGAAAACACAUGCUUUCAGAGGAGUCUGAUGCCAGAUCUUCAUUUUCACCUUCAAGUCAUAUUCAGUGCAGUAGAUCUCUGGGUUCUGGAGUUACAAUGGAUACUACAUGCAUUUCUAUUAGCAAUGUUGGAAAACCUUCACAUCUGAAAGAUACUGCUGGGACAUCAAUUUCAGUCGAUAAAUUUUCAGGGAGACCAGUAGAUACACAGAAAUAUUCAAUGGGGGCAGGAAAUAUUGAGUCAGUACCUCUAAUUUGUGGAUCACAAUUAUCAUCACAGCUAAAUUUUGCACUGGAAAAGUCUCCCAACCAAAAGCUUUAUCACCCCAAGGAUGACUAUAAAUCUUCAACCCAGUCAGGGAUGCGGACAUCUGAACCACACUUAUCCAAACAAUUCAGCAAUAUUAGAGAGAUGGCUGAAGAAUUGGACACACUUUUGGAAUCUAUUGAAGAAACUGGUGGCUUUAGGGAUGCUUGCACUGUUUACCAAAAGAGUUCAGUUGAAGCGCUGGAGAGGGGAAUAGCUUUUCUUUCUGACAAAUGCAGGAGAUGGGAGAACAUGAUGGAUGAGCAUCUUGGGAAGAUCCAGCAUCUUCUUGAUAAAACUGUUCAAGUUUUAGCAAGGAAGAUAUACAUGGAAGGCAUUGUUAAGCAAGCUUCUGAUAGCCAAUACUGGGACCUCUGGAAUCGCCAGAAGUUGAGUUCUGAGCUUGAGCUUAAGCGGCGACAUAUACUGAAAUUGAAUCGGGAUUUGACCAAUGAGUUAAUUGAAUUAGAGAGGCAUUUCAACACCUUUGAACUCCAUAAAUUUGGUGAUAACAAUGGAGUUGAUGCAGGUUGGAGAGCUUUGCAGAGUAGAUUUGGGUCUUCAAGACACAUACAGUCUCUGCAUACUUUACAUAACACAAUGAAUUCACAACUAGCAGCUGCUGAGCAACUUUCUGAAUGCCUCUCACAACAAAUGGCCAUGCUGAGUGUAGAGUCACCUGUAAAACAACAAAAUGUGAAAAAGGAGUUGUUCCAAACAAUUGGUUUAGCAUAUGAUGCCUCUUUUACCUCUCCAGGUGUGACAAAACCUAGCAAUACUUCUUCAGUGAAGAAACUUGUUCUUUCCUCUGGGUCCACUGCUUCUAGAAUUCAGUCCAGGAGAAACCCAUCCAGUGCUCUGAAGAGUUUUGACCCAGAAAUUGCAAGGAGGAGGAGGGACUCGCUGGAUCAGAGCUGGGCUAGUUUUGAGCCUCCAAAAACUACCGUGAAAAGGAUGCUUUUGCAAGAAUCAGCAAGUGUAAAAAGAACAUCCUUCACAGAUAAGCAGAACUUUAGCCCUUACGCUCCUGAGGAAUCAACAAGUUCAUUGUCAAAGGAACACCCAGCAACUUCAGCCAUGUUCUAUCAAUCUGGAAAAGAAGGCACCCAGGAUGCAUUCCCAAAGCAGGAAUCUGAAUCAACCCUAUUCAGAUGGGCUAAUAAUUCUCUAGUUGCGCCACAAUCUACUGGGUGGAACUCUUGUACAGUGCAAACAAGUAACUUCUCUGCUUUGUCAUCAACAUCAGGAUCACAACCUAUGGUGGUGCAGAAUCGUUUGGGGGAAACUUGCAGUAUUCCUGUUGCUAAAUCAAACACUGGAGCUUCUCAUCUUGAGAGGUUUAAUAGUUCAUCUUUCUAUGAGAAUGAGAUUCAAUUCACUCAACAGUUUAGACCUGAUCUAUGUCAAGAGUUAUCAAUCUCCCAGGUGGCUUCAUUGCCAAAGAAAUCCACAGACAUCCCAAAUUCAGAUGGUAAAGGGACUGUGCUUGCAAAUUCAGCCCUUGGGUAUGUGAAACAGGUGCCAUCAACCACAAAGAGUACACUUUUUGGUUCUUCUAACAAUUAUGACCCCCAGUUCAUGCCCCCAGCUGCUGUUUCUGCAUCUUCUACCCUUUCAGCAAAAGUUUCACAAGUCAAUUUUAUAAAAAGCAAAAGCCAGCCCAGUGAAAAGGUAUCAGAGUCUUCUGCAUUCUCAAAACCAGUUUCAGAUUCAUCAUCAACUCUUUCAUUAUCAUCAUCAUUUUCUACGGUGCCAACCUCAUCAGUCACAUCAAUCCCCACAUCAGUUUCUAUGAUGUCAUCUGCAACAAUGGGUUCAUCAUCGGCCCCAAACUUUUCCUUUUCAACCUCAUUUUCAAUCGUUUCAUCUUCAUCAUCUGGAACACAAUUCAGCGAUUCUAUGACAAGUUCUAUAGUUUCUGCACAUGCUAAUAGAAAAGCAUCAUCUUCAUCAUCAUCACUAUCAAUUUUUCCCUCUGCUGGUGUUUCCUCUUCAAAUUCCCUCUCCAUUCAUCCUCACCAAAUACCUGUGCCCUUCCCUUCUGAUUCACCACCCGUAAGUUCACCAUCAGAGAUUUUGAAAACUGAGGCUCAACCACGUAUGGAAACACUUGGCUUGAAAAAGAAUGUCGAUUCAAUGACACAGGCACUACCACUGCAGCAUGAACUUCCAGCAGCGGGAUUGAGUUUGAAGCCAGAAGCUGCAGUGUCAUCUUCACCGAUAUGUGAAACUCCUACCCGAAUAUCAUCUGGAAGCCAGAGCAGCAUCAUUAAUGUUGCAAGUCCUGCAUCUAAUUUGGCAUCAAAUGCUCAUCCAGUGCAGCCUGCUACUGGAGAUAUUCUUUUUACUGCACCAUUGUCAACUAGUAUUAGCACCACUGAUGGAAAAAGUGGAAGUUUGGAUGUAACGGUUACACAAGAGGAUGAGAUGGAGGAGGAGGCUCCUGAGACAAACCAAAGGACUGAACUUAGCUUGGGAAGCUUAAGUGGCUUUGGCAAUGGCUCAACUCCUAACCCAACUGCUCCUAAGCCUAAUCCAUUUGGUGCUCCAUUUGGAAUUGUGGCUCCACGUAUGGCUAGCUCUUCGUUCACCACAGCUCUUCCUAGUGGAGAGUUGUUUAGGCCUGCAUCUUUUAGCUUCCAAUCUCCUCAGCCUUCCCAAUUGGCUCACCCUGCAAAUUUUGGCGCAUUCUCUGGUGGCUUUGCUUCUAGCACAUCUGGUCAAGCUCCUGCUCAAAGGGCUUUUGGCCAACCAGCACAGCUUGGAGUUGGACAGCAGGCUCUGGGAUCAGUUCUUGGUUCUUUUGGGCAGUCAAGACAGAUUGGUACUGGACUACCAGGAAGUGGUUUUGCUUCUGUGAGUGGUUUUGGAGGUGGUUUUGCAGGUUCUCAAUCUGCUGGUGGGUUUUCUAAUGCUGCAACAGGAGGUGGAUUUGCUGGCGUUGCCUCUAGUAGUGGUGGCUUUGCUGCUUUGGCUUCAGGUGGUGGGGGAUUUGGUGGUCUGGCUUCUGGUGGUGUUGGAUUUGGUGGUCUGGCUUCUGGUGGUGGUGGAUUUGGUCUGGGUUCAGCUGGAGGAUUCACAGCUGCGGCCUCAGGUGGUGGUGGUGGAGGAGGAUUUGCUGCUGCUGCCGCUGCUGCCUCAGGUGGUGGUGGUUUUGCAGGAGCUGCCUCAGGGGGUGGGUUUGGCGCUUUCAGCAGCCAGCAAGGGAAUGGUGGUUUCUCAGCCUUUGGAGGUGGCGCAGGACAAACUGGCAAACCUCCUGAGCUUUUCACACAAAUGAGAAGGUAGUUUAACAAAUUCCAGAUAGCUGGGCCGAGGGGAAUUUAAUUUAUUAGUGGAAAAGUGAUCAAGUCAUCUCUUUUGCCCUUUUAAGGGACUGACUGACUGCAAAUGAAGAUCGUUAAGUUACACUACAGUUUUGUUAAACGGUCCUUAAUACACGGGCUUAUACCUUAAUCCCAAGUUGACUGUUUAUUUUUUCGGUAGAGAGUCCAAAAAUGAACUUUAUAAGGGGAGGAUGCUAACUUAAGAUUGUUUAAUACACGUCGACUGCCUACUUAACAUCCGUCAAUAUCCCUGCGCAACAACGUGGAUCAUAAACCGAAGUACACUCGUACUUCAUUGCAAAUAUUUGC